AUGUCUAUAUCUAAAGUUUGUUGGGUUAUAUCCGUUAUUAGUCUCCAAUUUUUGUUGGUAAAUUGUUAUUCUACAAAGAGUCUUGUUCCGGCUUUGUAUGUUUUUGGUGAUUCAACUGUAGAUGCUGGAAAUAACAACAAUUUGAAUACCAUUGCCAAAGCUAAUACUUUCCCUUAUGGCAUAGAUUUCAAUAAUUGCUCUACUGGAAGGUUUAGCAAUGGCAAAACCUUUGCAGAUCUUAUUGCUAUUAAAUUAGGUUUACCGAUGCCACCUCCAUACAUCAGUGUCUCGGCAACUGACAGAUAUCAAAUAGCAUCGGGUAUCAACUAUGCAUCAGGUUCAUGUGGAAUCUUGAAUUCAACAAGAAAUGGAGAAUGCUUGUCAUUGGAGAAACAAAUUGAAUAUUUCACUUCAACAGUGAUGAAUGAUAUUCCAAGAAACUUUCAGAGCAAAACAAAAUUGAAAAAAUACUUAUCAAAAUCUAUAUUUCUAUUAUCAACUGGUUCCAAUGAUUACCUUCUCAAUUAUUUUAAACAAGUGGGAAAAAACAAAAUGGUUAAUCCUGAAGAAUUUACAGAUUACCUUAUCGACCAACUUGGUUCCAAUAUUAAAAAAAUUUAUGAUCUAGGUGGAAGAAAAUUUGUGAUAAUUGGCAUUGGUCCAAUAGGUUGUAUCCCAGGUUUUGUCAUAAGAAAACCACAUACUCAAGAUUGCAAUGAACUUAUUAAUCAAGUAGUUAAGCUCUUCACAAACAAGCUUCCAAGAAAGCUUCAAGAGUUGAAAUUGAAAGCCAAACUCUCAGGAUCAAUAUUCACUAUUUUGGACAGUUUCAACUUAUUCAUGAAAAUACAAAAUUCUCCUGAAAAUUAUGGGUUGACAAAUAUUUGGGAUUCAUGUGUUGGAGAAGGAGGAAAACCUUGUGGAAAUCGAAAGAAAUAUUAUUUUUACGAUUUUGCCCAUAGCACUGAAGCUGUAAAUGAAAUAUUUGCGGAUAAAUGUUUUGGUGGAAGGGGUGUAUGUUUUCCUAUGAAUAUUGAGAAAUUAGUUCAUGCACAUUAA
Molecule: messenger RNA, 1059 nt
Organism: Lathyrus sativus (Indian pea)
Lineage: Eukaryota; Viridiplantae; Streptophyta; Magnoliopsida; Fabales; Fabaceae
Source: the annotation of a GenBank genome assembly